Messenger RNA from Pisolithus orientalis, 1302 nucleotides. RefSeq names its product NEDD8 activating enzyme. Gene Ontology annotation, biological process: protein neddylation. Gene Ontology annotation, molecular function: NEDD8 activating enzyme activity. NCBI's taxonomy places the organism in Eukaryota, Fungi, Basidiomycota, Agaricomycetes, Boletales, Pisolithaceae. The coding region runs from base 1 to 1302 and encodes 433 amino acids. The transcript is spliced from 8 exons. Gene Ontology annotation, cellular component: cytoplasm; nucleus. The record is from RefSeq and is a predicted model, not a curated record.
AUGGCCAGCGUAUCCGUUAAUGUCGAUGGUUUAGCAAAUUCAGAAGACUGGGAAGGCCGCUAUUUCCAUGUAGAUCAAAUCUUGGACAGACCAGGUCCGCGGACGGACCCGUCCUUUUUAGCUGGUGACAAGGUCAAGGACUUCCUGAGGAACAAGUGUAAGAUCCUCGUCAUCGGUGCUGGUGGUCUGGGCUGCGAGAUACUGGCGAAUCUCGCAUUGACUGGUUUCAAAGACAUUCAUGUCAUUGACAUGGACACGAUCGACAUUAGCAACCUGAAUCGACAGUUUCUUUUCAGACCAGCAGAUGUGGGCAAACCCAAGGCAAUAGUUGCAGCGGAGUAUGUUAUGAAACGAGUACGAGGUGUUAAGGUUACACCUUACUUCGGAAAGAUUCAAGAUAAAGAUGUCGAUUAUUACAUGCAGUUCAACCUCGUAAUCUGCGGCCUCGACUCCGUAGAGGCUCGGCGAUGGAUUAAUGCUACCCUCGUCAAUCUCGUAGACACUGAAAACCCUGAGAGCCUAAAGCCCCUCAUUGACGGGGGCACCGAAGGCUUCAAGGGUCAAGCCCGUGUGGUCCUACCGACGAUAACGUCGUGUUACGAGUGCUCUCUCGACAUGUUGAACAAGCCUACAGCUUUUCCGAUUUGCACUAUUGCCAAUACCCCACGACUUCCGGAGCAUUGCAUUGAAUGGGCAUCCGUUUUGGAAUGGCCACGAAUACAUGGAGAGAAAAAGCUCGAUACGGACGAUCCGGAGCAUAUCACCUGGCUAUACGCAGCCGCAGCCGCACGAGCGAAAGAAUUUAACAUUGAAGGAGUCACAUACUCGUUGACACAUGGUGUCGUCAAGAGUAUAAUACCAGCGAUCGCUUCAACAAAUGCUAUCAUAGCGGCGUCAUGUUGCAACGAAGCCUUCAAGAUCGCCACCAGCUCUGCUGCGUACCUCAACAAUUAUUUCAUGUUGAUAGGUACUGAAGGGAUUUAUUCUUACACAUUUGAGCACGAGAAGCGUAAGGAUUGCCCGGUUUGUGGUGGGGAACUGCUCGAGAUAUCGAUAAGCCACGAAACCACCGUUGAGCAACUUAUUGAAAUGUUGACGGAGAGGCAAACCAUUCAAAUCAAAAAACCGUCACUGGCGACAUCAACCAAGUACAUAUAUCUUCAAGGACCGCCGCAACUUGAACAAGCUACACGACCAAACUUGGAAAAGAAGGUAUCGGAGCUAGUAGAAGAGGGCGACCCGGUAAACGUCACCGCUUCAACCCUUCCUUUUAUCCUUGAGCUGGUUAUUAAGUACACGUAG